Molecule: messenger RNA, 597 nt
Organism: Naegleria gruberi
Lineage: Eukaryota; Heterolobosea; Eutetramitea; Acrasida; Naegleriidae
Product: 60S ribosomal protein L38
Exons: 4
Coding region: 1-597 (198 amino acids)
Biological process (GO): translation; protein-RNA complex assembly
Cellular component (GO): ribosome; cytosolic large ribosomal subunit
Molecular function (GO): structural constituent of ribosome
Source: RefSeq, a predicted model, not a curated record
AUGAGCGCCAACAAACACAAAACCAAGGAGGAACGAAUGGAAAUUGUCAAUGAAUAUCUUCAACAACAAAAGGAGAAGGAAGCAGUUAAGGCCCAAAGUGAUUUAUCUCAAUUGUUCGGAAAAGCUGAAAAACUUGAUAGUCCUCAAUAUUCGGAUCCAAUCGAUAAGUCCUACAAUAGAAUGUUGGACAAGGCAGCUCAGUGGAAUGAAGAAGAUUUAAAGACUUUUGGUAAAUUAACUUCGGCAACACCAAAGGCUGCCAAAAAAUUAAAUGUUAUUAUUUCCAAUAGUAUCACACAUGAUGUCCUCCAAAAUUGUUGUGAUGAUGAAGAAGAUAUCUUGCCAAAGCAAAUCUUGAACGUUAAGGAAUUCCUUGCUCUUGCUGUUGCCGCUAAGGAAAAGGGAAGCAUCACCCUCUACAAGUCAAAGGACAGAAAGAACAGAUCAUACAAGUUCAAGCUUAGAACCAGACAAUACCUUUACACUUUGAAGAUGAAGAACAAGGUUAAGGCUCAACAAUUGGAAAAGGCUCUCCCACCAACUUUGAAGAAGUCUUACAUUAACCACCCAGAAAAGAAGGAAACCAAGAAGCAAUAA